AUGGAUCUCGAUCCAAUGAUAUCAAGUUCACAAGAAGAUUAUUCUUAUUCAGAUUAUGAUAAUCGACCUAUUAGACCAAUGAAUCAAGAAGCACUUAAUGAAACACUUGCAAGAUUACCUAUACUUAUCGAUGAAGAUGAUUAUAAUAAUCGAACUAAUGGUACUUCUGAUGCAAAUAUAAAUAAUAAAACUCGAUUAACGAAUCGUCGACAACCUAUACUUGCCUAUUCGACAAGACGAAAAAAUCUCCAAACAUCAACUUCUAAUACUAAUAAUAAUCAAUCUUUAUUACAUGUAAAUACAACAAUUGGAACACCGAAGAGUAAUAAACGUAAAUUAGGUGGAUGUACACCAACUGUUACUCCAUCAGCAAAUAAAGUUAUCAAACAACUUGAUUGCCGGCAAGAAUUAGUACAAUUGAAAGAAGAAAAUAAAAUUCUAUCAGAAGCUAAAGAAAACUUACAACUUGAAUGUGUUUUAUUAAAAAAUUCACAUGAAGCUGAAUUGGAAAAUCUCAAUCAAGAACAUCAACAUACUAUUGAUGCACUUGUUCAAGAAUAUAAAUUACAACGUGAACAGUUCGAUGCAUCUAUUGCCGAUAAAGAACAGUCACUCAUUCAAACUAAUCUUGAACUUGAUAAUCUUCGUAAUGAUCAUACAUUAUUAUUACUUGAAAAAGAAACAUUGGAAAAAAUUGUUGCCGAAUAUCAAUUAUUUAAAGAAGAAAUGACUAAUAAAUUAAAUGAAAAUGAAAUAACAAUUAAAAAUCUUCAAGAAGAAAUUGAAAAAUUAACUAAAAUUCAAGAACAACAAAAACAAGAAAAACAAUUAGUAAAUAAAUCUACAUUAACUAAUGGUCGCAUGCCAAUGAAAGGAACAACAAGUGAUCGACCAAGAACGCUAGGUAGUACUGUUCCUUCAAAUACAAAGAAUGAAACAAUUCGAGCAAAAACCAGUACGAAAGUUUCAAUUACACGAGGAACUAAAAAAGAUGAACGCAUCACAACACCACCAUCAUCAGUUAAUACAAGCUUAAAUAAAUCAAAUUCUUCAACAUGUUCAUCAGCAUCAACAUUAAAAUUACCUCCAUCAAAAUCUAAAAGUAAACCUAGUGUUAUUAUUGAAGAUAAAAAGAAAUCUGUAUCUUCGAUGCCAUCUAUUGAUAAACGAAUAAGUCUUAUAUCAACACGUACAAGAUCAAAAGUAGUUCCUACAAAAUCAUAA
Rotaria sp. Silwood1 is the source of this 1224-nucleotide messenger RNA. The record is from the annotation of a GenBank genome assembly. Lineage: Eukaryota; Metazoa; Rotifera; Eurotatoria; Philodinida; Philodinidae.